AUGUCUGAUAACGGAUCACCCGCUGCUCCCCCCGCCGAAGCCAAGCCAAAGCCUGAAGCUGACCCAAACACCCUUAACAUCAAGAUCGUCUCUACUAACGGUGAUGAGGUAUUCUUCAAGAUUAAGAAGACGACCAAGUUGAACAAACUGAAGUCGGCUUACGCUGAUCGAGUUGGUACCGAUGUUGCCGCCAUUAGAUUACUCUUCGACGGUCAACGAAUUCUGGAUGAUCAAACUGCCAACGAUCUCGAUCUCGAAGAUGGUGAUUCCAUUGAAGUUCUUCUGGAACAGGUCGGAGGUUACUAG
This is a messenger RNA of Kwoniella botswanensis, 306 nucleotides long. RefSeq lists its product as uncharacterized. The record is from RefSeq and is a predicted model, not a curated record. Gene Ontology annotation, biological process: protein sumoylation. The coding region runs from base 1 to 306 and encodes 101 amino acids. Gene Ontology annotation, cellular component: nucleus; septin ring. Gene Ontology annotation, molecular function: ubiquitin-like protein ligase binding; protein tag activity. NCBI's taxonomy places the organism in Eukaryota, Fungi, Basidiomycota, Tremellomycetes, Tremellales, Cryptococcaceae. The transcript has 5 exons.